GCGGGACCCGGCGGCGGGCGCUGCGGGGGAGUCCCGGGCUCGGCCGCCAGGCUCCGCCCCGCGGGGCUUCCCGGGCGCGCGCCGCCCCGCCGUGUCCGCGCGCCACGCCCCCCUGCUCGCGGGCCGCGUGCGGAGCCGCGCGCCCCGGAGGCUCGGGGACCGUGGCGGGCGGCGGCGGCGGCGGCGGCGGGCGGAGCAGCAGCAGCCCUCGCGGGCCAUGUCUUCUCCGGCCGUGGCGAGGAACUCCGCGGGAGCGAGCCGGGCGACGGGUCCCCGGCCGCGGAGCCGGAGCCGCUUCUGGGAAGUGGGCGGCGGCGGCGGCGGCGGCCGCGGCGAGCGGCUGGAGCGCGCGGCCGCCGAGUCGGAGCGCUGGGAGCUGCUGCUCCGCCGGGGCGAACUGCUGGCGCUGGGCGGCCACCUGAAGGCAGCGCUGGAGGCGUACGCGGCGGCGCUGCGCCGCGGGGCCCCGGUCAGGCCCGAGUGCCUGGGCACCCUGGUGGACUGCCUGGUGUUCAACUACCGGCUCCGCCACGGGCUGGGCUGGAGCGCGCCGGCGGCCGCGGCGGAGCCGGGCGCGGGCGGGCUGCUCAGCUGCUCGGGCUGCCGGGGCUUCCUGAGCGAGCCGGUGACCGUGCCCUGCGGCCACAGCUACUGCCGCCGCUGCCUGCGCCGGGAGCUCCGCGCCCGCUGCCGCCUGUGCCGCGACCGGCUGCCGCCCGCCGCCGCCGCCGCCGAGGCGAGCGCCCCGCGGCCGCCGCCUCUGGCCGCCGCCAUCGCCGCGUCGAGCUUCCGCACCAGCGUCGUGCUCAACCACCUGGCCGAGAAGUGGUUCCCGGGCCAGCGGGAGCGAGCCCGGGCCGCCGGCCGGCUCGGGGAGCUGCUGCACCAGGGCCGCUACCGGGAGGCCCUGGCCGCCGCCUGCGAGGCGCUGCGAGCAGAGCCCAGCGACCUGACUCUGAAAAUUUACAGAGCGGAAUCAUAUGCUGGUCUCCAAGAGUUUAAAGCAGCUGUUGAGGAUUUGAAUGCAGUUCUCUUUCAACUGCCAAAUUGGCCUGAGGUCUACUUCAGGAAAGGAAAAGUACUCCACGAGGCUGGCUUCUUAGGUGAUGCCUUACAACUCUUUCUUCAGUGCUUAGCCCUUGAUGAAGAUUUUGCACCUGCAAAGCUAGAGGUAGAAAAGAUUUUAUGUGAUUUACUAUCACCUGAAAACGUCAAAGAAGGCCUGAAGGACUCUUCCUGGAGUUCAUUAUCGUGUAUUAAAAACAAACCUUGUGGCUUUCCUUCAGUAAUGGAAGAGUCGAACUCUCCGAGUGAACUUAACCCAGAGCAGAAUGAAGAAAUACUAGAGGUCACAUCAGAGCCUGUCAAAGGAAGCUUAAACCGUGCUCUGUCAGCACAGGCUAUAAAUUCAACAGAAAUGCCUGCCAAAGAGGAUUGUCUAAAAAGAGUGUCCUCAGAACCUUUGCUCUCUGUUCAAGAAAAAGGUGCCCUGCUCAAGAGAAAGCUGUCUCUUGUUGAACAGGAUAUGAUUAUGAAUGAAGAUGGAAGAAAUAAGCUUAAAAAGCAAGGAGAAACUCCCAAGGAACCCUGUACAUUUUCACUAUCUGAUGGUGAUAUUCCUGAAGAAUUAAUAGAUGUCUCAGAUUUUGAGUGUUCUCUCUGCAUGAGGUUGUUCUUUGAGCCAGUAACAACCCCUUGUGGACAUUCAUUCUGUAAGAACUGUCUUGAACGUUGCUUAGACCAUACACCAUAUUGUCCCCUCUGCAAAGAAAGCCUGAAAGAGUAUCUAGCAGAUAGGAGGUACUGUGUCACACAGCUGUUGGAAGAAUUAAUAGUGAAGUAUCUGCCUGAUGAGCUGUCUGAGAGAAAAAAAAUAUAUGAUGAAGAAACUGCUGAACUCUCACACUUGACCAAGAAUGUUCCAAUAUUUGUUUGCACUAUGGCCUACCCCACUGUGCCUUGUCCUCUUCAUGUAUUUGAGCCAAGAUAUAGACUGAUGAUUCGAAGAAGUAUACAAACUGGAACUAAGCAGUUCGGGAUGUGUGUCAGUGAUACACAAAAUAGUUUUGCAGAUUACGGUUGUAUGUUACAAAUUAGAAAUGUACAUUUCUUACCUGAUGGAAGGUCUGUGGUUGACACAGUUGGAGGAAAGCGAUUUCGGGUUUUACGAAGAGGAAUGAAAGAUGGAUAUUGCACUGCGGACAUUGAAUAUCUGGAAGAUAUUAAGGUUGAGACUGAAGAUGAAGUAAAGAACCUCAGAGAGCUUCAUGAUAUGGUAUACUCUCAAGCCUGCAGCUGGUUUCAGAAUUUACGGGACAGAUUUCGAAGCCAAAUUCUUCAGCAUUUUGGAUCAAUGCCCGGGAGGGAAGAAAAUCUCCAGGCAACCCCUAAUGGACCUGCAUGGUGUUGGUGGCUCCUGGCAGUUCUUCCUGUAGAUCCCCGGUAUCAGCUGUCAGUUUUGUCAAUGAAGUCUUUGAAAGAACGGUUGACAAAGAUACAGCAUAUACUGACCUAUUUUUCUAGAGACCAAUCUAAGUAACCAACAGCUUGGAUCUUCCUCUGAAGUUUCCCUAAUCUGGCUGUGUUAAUGGCCAGAUUGUCUGCUGCCUUUGCACAUCCAGUGCUGGUUUGAGAAAUGUAACAGAACUGGUUUUUUUUUUUCUUCCUUCAACCUCCUGAAUCAUGUGGUUCUGCAAAUGAAUACCUUCAACUAGGAUUUAGACCACUAAGAACUUGCACAGAAAAACACGCACUGAAUGUGUGUUAAACCUCUACAUUGUGAUGAAGUUGCACUAUGUACCAUAUUCUAAAAUGAAAUGACAACUCUGUAUGUAUGUCUGAAUGUGUGUGUGUGUGUGUGUGUGUGCGUGUGUGUGUGAGAGAGAGAGAGAGAGUGAGAGAGAGAACGAGAGAGAGUAGUAUGUGUGCAUUUUCUCUGGCUUUAACAUUUUAAAAGAAAAAAAAAGCCAUAGAGAGCAGAACUUGCCCGAGGGUUAUUUAUUGCCCAAGUUUACAACGGUAGUGUUCAAGUUUUUGCAAAUUCAAUUUGCCUCAGAUUUAUCUAUCCUAAGCUUAUAUUUGCACAAGUAUGUAAACUAUGGUAUUGAGUAUCACUCUUCGUUGGGAAUACUGCUCUUGCUGAACUGUCUUGACCAUUGACUAUGACACAGUUUCUUAUUUAUGUAAAUACUUGCAUCCCAGUGGCCAACAGGCGUUGGAUGCAGAACCUAGAGCCAGUUUUCAGGAACAAUUGCAAACCUGACAUGGUACUGUGCAUCUAUUCAUAAAACACUUAAAACUGUGAAAAUAUGGUUUACAUUCAAUUGUACAUAAAGGUAAAUGGAAAACUCAAUUCAGUACCAGUUAGUUUGUACAUUUAGGGGGGCUUUUCACAUUAACUGCCCAUCUCUAAUGUAUAGUUUAACACGAUGUAUUGUUUAAAACAAUUACAUAGUAUACGCCCAUUAAGGAUCUGGGGGAAGAGAAGAAGCUUAAUAUAGAACGAAGCUUUUAAAGUAUGUUUUAUUUUUAAAUUCUGGUCUUGGUGCAAAUGUUAGUUAUGCCUUAUUCAUAUCACAAUUAGAUCACCAUGCUGUGACAUGGUUUAUAUUCAUGCUGCCCUAGAUACUUUUGUAAUUAUUUGUUGCAAACUUGUGACUGUCCUUAUUAACUUUCUUUUAUGUAAGUAAUUUGUAAAAGUUUCUUAAAAUUUUUGCUUUUGCUUAUUUAAUUUUGAAUAAAAGCUAAAUUCA
Molecule: messenger RNA, 3752 nt
Organism: Sorex fumeus (smoky shrew)
Lineage: Eukaryota; Metazoa; Chordata; Mammalia; Eulipotyphla; Soricidae
Gene: LONRF1
Product: LON peptidase N-terminal domain and ring finger 1
Exons: 12
Coding region: 218-2539 (773 amino acids)
Molecular function (GO): protein binding
Source: RefSeq, a predicted model, not a curated record